AUGGUCAUGACAACGUGGCGCUACGAACAUUUAAAGUGGAGUUCACGAACACUUCUGUUGAACAAGUUAGCUGGUUCAAUUCCCGUUGAUGAAGCAGCAGUUUUAACACCUUUUCGUAUGCAUUCGCCAGCCAUCGCCGCUAUUUCUACCAGUGACUUCAAUAUCAUGGGCCGCAAAAAAAUCCAAAUUAAGCGCAUUGAAGACGAUCGCAAUCGUCAGGUGACAUUUGCUAAGCGCAAAAAUGGUAUUUUCAAGAAAGCGAUGGAGUUGUCCAAGCUUUGUGAUUGCGAGAUUGCUCUCAUCGUUUUUGACUCGAACGAAAAACUUUACCAAUACUCAAGCACUGGAGUCGACCAAAUAUUACUUAAGUAUACAGAGUAUGGCGAGCCAUACGAGACCAAAGACAACAGCGACUAUGAAAUUAUGUUUGGGGAAAAGAAAAAGCAGCUGCAACUAGCGGCAAAAGAGGCAGCCGCGGCAGCAGCAGCGGGAGCUAAUGCUGAAGUUUCGAUUAACUACAAUAUGGGCCAUGGAUCGACUCCAAAUGGAGCUGCGUUGCAGUCAUUUCAAAACAUGCACGGAGGCUUGAAUGGUGCCUCGUUGGGACUCACUAACGAUCCUGAUCAGUACAUGCUUAAUUCACGUAGCCGUCCACCGACCCAAAAGAAACGGGUUCAUCGUGGUUUCCAGCAGCUUUUGAAGAAGGAGCACGCAGGUUACACUCCACCGACACUUCCGCUAUACCAACAUGGCAUGGGAAUGCUCGGAGGACUUCCAAGUCACCAUAUGCUUGCCGCUCUGCCGAGCCCCCCCAACCUUUCAGGUAUUCUUCCGUCACCCACCACUGGUAUGCUUCUUCACGACUUUAGUCCCCAGAAUGCAGGUCUCUUUGGACACCAUCCCAUGCUUGGUGGUGGCAUGCAAGGUGACUUUCACGACAGCAAAAGCAGUGUGCUUGGUUUGAAUUUAGGACCGUCAGAUUUUGGCCAAAGCGGUGCUGGCAGUGUACAUCCGCAACAAUUUCAGCAGUGCAAAGACGCAUACUAUACUCAAAACAAACAGGCAGAUUCGCCGGACAAAUCUUUGGUGGACCGUACAAUUUCUUCGGUUGGGAAUCACGAUCCGACAUUGGAUCAAGAAGCUCCCGAUGUUUUAAGUAAACAGGAAAAAUUUGCGGAAGAAAGUACAGAACAGCCUCAUCAAGACGACGUCUUCAGUAACAGUGAAGAUAUACAGACAGCUAAGGAAAAUGAUUGUUCAAAGGAAGUGGCUUUACAGUCAGCAUCAACACCAAAGCGUGAAGUGGAAGAUCUUAGCCACAAUGGUACCAGAGCGUGCUCAAAUUCGUCUAAAUCCGAUAUUAUUAUGACUGCUUCACCUACAAAAGUCGUGCCAACAUAUGAGUCUCUAGCAACAGUAUCCGGAUCUCAAGCACAAAGUACAGACAACAACGAUAAGCGAUCACACUCAGAAGUGUUAAGAUCGGCAUCCACAAGUCCUCUUAAACGGCAACGUUUGGCUGUGUGA
Messenger RNA from Plasmopara halstedii, 1527 nucleotides. RefSeq names its product mads-box transcription. Gene Ontology annotation, molecular function: protein dimerization activity; RNA polymerase II cis-regulatory region sequence-specific DNA binding; DNA-binding transcription factor activity, RNA polymerase II-specific. Gene Ontology annotation, biological process: positive regulation of transcription by RNA polymerase II. The record is from RefSeq and is a predicted model, not a curated record. The transcript has 6 exons. NCBI's taxonomy places the organism in Eukaryota, Oomycota, Peronosporomycetes, Peronosporales, Peronosporaceae. The coding region runs from base 1 to 1527 and encodes 508 amino acids.